Molecule: messenger RNA, 4739 nt
Organism: Antechinus flavipes (yellow-footed antechinus)
Lineage: Eukaryota; Metazoa; Chordata; Mammalia; Dasyuromorphia; Dasyuridae
Gene: MYLK4
Product: myosin light chain kinase family member 4
Exons: 15
Coding region: 219-2216 (665 amino acids)
Biological process (GO): intracellular signal transduction; positive regulation of apoptotic process; protein phosphorylation
Cellular component (GO): nucleus; cytoplasm
Molecular function (GO): ATP binding; protein serine/threonine kinase activity
Source: RefSeq, a predicted model, not a curated record
UUAAUUAAACAGGAGCUCAAACUGGCAUUAUAGAAAGAGGGAACUUCCAUUCAGAGAAGGGAGUAUACUCCAGAGAAGGUUACAGAGAGUUUUUGUGAGUAACAAUGAUAACUUUCGCCCAGGGAGUUUCCUAAUGAGGUUGAAUUCUUCACUUCCCUUUUCCUGUGGAACUAGUUACUACUCUCCCCCUGCAAAGAUGAAAACACAGGAAUUCGCUCAUGUUUAUACAUCAAGAGGCAGGAGAAAUCAAAGAGCGUGACUAUUCUACGAUUUACAAAUCAGAGACAGAGAGAGAUGAAAACCGUACUCCAGACAGUAACUUAAUCAAACUCACAAGCAAGAUGUUAAAAAUGAAUAGGCUGGAAGGAAUAAAUACCCGUUACAAUAGUAACCUGUUGGAGAAAAUGGCUUUUUUCCAAUGUGUAGAAAAAGGUGAGACUGUACAGUGUUUUUUGAAGGAAAACACCAAUGAACUUGAUUCAGGAGCUGAAGAGAAUGAGGCAAAGGAGACAGUGUGGCAUCAUUUAAGCCUGAAGGAAACAUGUAUUAUAAAGAAGAGAACUCUAGAUCCCACAGAGAGAUCUACUCAGAAGAACCAAGCCUGCUCAGACAAAGAAAAGAUUCAUAAACUCAAUAAGGAAAAUGCUGAAAAGGCCUGUACCUCCCUCAUUCAGAAAAGUUCUUCCACAGGAAGAUUUCAAAACAAGGUAGAAGAUUUGACUUCCAGAGAAGAGUAUCAAGAGGAUACUAUUGGAAAAGGUGCAACAAAGAUGGGGAGGCAAGAAGAGGUAACCCUCAGUGGAGAUAACCAAGAUAUUGUGGAAAAACUCAAAGCUCUGGGAAAUGUGAAAGGAUCUCAAGACAGUCUGACCUCCAAAAGAGAGAAAAAUGAGCUUCAUGCUAAAAGAGAUAGCAGUGAAGAGGAAACUGGAGAGAAAGGAUCAACAUCUGCUGUAAAUGAAACAGUAGAAAGACAUAACAACAAUAAGCUAGAUAAUUCUUCAGCAAUAACCCCAGGAGGUCAAUCCACAAGGCCCCUUUCCCAGAAUGUUGAACUAGCAGCUGUAGCCGACCACAGCAGUAAGCGGCGAGUGAAUGAUGGAGGCCUUCUCAUUGAUGACAAGAAGAAGAGCAGAGUUGACAUAGAGGGCACAGCUGAAAAAUGCAAAGCUAAGGAGCCCACCAAGAUCAAACAAUCCACUGGCAGCCUAUUAGGCAAGUUUCAGGAGCCAUCUAGGAUUAAAAAUGGCCAUCUAGUAAAGCCUACUAACAAAGGGAAGGAUCUGGCAAUACCAUUCGAUGAUAUUCCUGCUCCUCCUGCUCCGUUUGAUCACAGGAUUGUCACAGCCAGACAAAUGGCAAUCAAUAGUCUUUAUACUGUGAACAGGAGGGAAAUCUUAGGAGGAGGGCGGUUUGGCCAAGUACACAAAUGUGAAGAAAAAGCCACAGGCUUGAAAUUAGCAGCCAAAAUCAUUAAGACCAGAGGGGUUAAGGAAAAAGAUGAAGUGAAGAAUGAAAUCAGUGUCAUGAACCAGCUGGACCACGUGAAUCUCAUCCAGCUCUAUGAUGCCUUUGAGUCCAAGAAUGACAUUGUCCUGGUGAUGGAAUAUGUGGAUGGAGGUGAACUGUUUGAUCGAAUUAUUGACGAAAACUGCAAUUUAACUGAACUGGAUACUAUUCUGUUCAUCAAGCAGAUCUGUGAGGGGAUAAAACACAUGCAUCAGAUGUACAUCCUUCAUUUAGACCUGAAGCCUGAAAACAUCCUGUGUGUGAGUAGAGACACCAAACAAAUUAAAAUUAUUGAUUUUGGAUUAGCAAGAAGAUAUAAACCCAGAGAAAAACUGAGAGUGAACUUUGGGACUCCUGAAUUUCUUGCUCCUGAAGUUGUGAAUUAUGAUUUUGUUUCUUUUCCUACUGAUAUGUGGAGUGUUGGUGUGAUUGCCUACAUGCUGCUCAGUGGAUUGUCUCCUUUUCUGGGUGAUAAUGAUGCUGAGACACUAAGCAACAUUUUAGCUUGUAGGUGGGACUUGGAAGAAGAAGAAUUCCAAGACACAUCUGAAGAGGGCAAAGAAUUCAUCUCUAAGCUUCUGAUUAAGGAUAAGAGCUGGAGAAUAAGUGCAAGUGAAGCCUUGAAGCAUCCUUGGUUGUCAGAUCAUAAUCUUCAUCGCAGACUCAGCUCACAGAAAAAGAAGAACCGAAGUUCUGAAGCUCAGUAACUGGUCACCCAGGACCCUGCUGAAGAGUGUUCCAACAUGGAAGGAAAACUGCUGUGGUUGCUGCCCUUUUGAGGACAUUUUGGAAAAAUCAGCAGUUCUGAUGUUUUGACCCCAGCAAUGACUGGAGGCAUUUACCAAAUGAAGUUACUCCACCUCUUUAACUGUAUUACUGAGCUGCUUUAAAAAGAAAAAAAACAUUUAAGUUAGGAAGCUCCCAGAAGAGGAAACCAACAGCUGUUGUUCCCAAGGAGGUGUAAAUACCAGAACCCCACAUCCUUUACCUUAUGUCUGAGAUGGUUAUAGUAGUUUACUUUGGGAAGACAAUUUUUUCUGCUGCCUUUUGCUUUCUCUAUAGAUGGAGCUUACCGUAAUGUUAGUUGUUGCUCAGUUAGGCAGGUGGACUAGAGAUGGAAGUGAUGUGAAAUUUUCAAACCUGAAAUUGUGUUUGAAGUGGAGGAGGAAAACUACUUGUAAGUUUUAAGCUAUGAGAAUUACAUCAUGGAGAUUUUGUGGCAAAAAUUUUUUUGUAUAAUAUAGUAUGUGCAAGAAACUUACUACUUUGGCUUAUGUUACAACUGAAUUAUUUUCAUGAUUAUUAUAAUUCAUUCAUGAUAAAACAGGGAAAAACUUUGUGUACUGGCAGUAUACAAGCCAAUGAUUGUUACUAAUUGAAACAGUUGGGGAAAGCUGUCAAAGACAGGAUCUCUUAACCCCCUGGAUUUCAAACUUUGUUCUAAUUUUGUUAGAGUUCUGAAAUCAUCAGUGAAUGACUAUAUCCAAAUUCAUAGCAAGCAGGCAAACUCUCCUUGGAAAAGGAAGGAGUUGCUUCUAGUCCUAAGUGAUUUGGGGUACUAAGUACAAUGUCUGAAUAAACUUUAGUUAUGACAAGUCACACAUGAAACUGAAUUUAUAACUUUAAAGUAAGGAAAAUCAAUACAUUCACUUGUUAACAAAUGAGGAUUAAGCAUUUAUUAAGUUCUUCUGUGUACAAGAAAGACAAAUUUCCCAGUUAGAAAAGUUUAUUCCAUGAUCUAUUAAGCUAUUUCAUUAGAUUGAAUAAAGGAAAUACCUGUGACUAAUAAACUAUUUUGCAUACAAACUAUACUUUUAGGAGAAAAAAAAGCAAAACUACCACAGUCUUUAAAAAAAGAAAAACAUGAAAUAUUUUUUAAAUGAAAAAUGUUUUCCAAAUUCUAUAUCACUUUCCAAAUUCUGUAGCAAAUGCACACUUUUUCAUUUACUUUCUCCAGGUACCUGUUUUCAAAUAGUUGUUUUGCUGUGAUCACUUACAAUAAUGUCUUUGUUUUGGGUCUCUGCUCUUUCUUUAAUAUUGAAGGGGACUGUUUUAUGGAUGAUUUGGUAAAUAGAAGUGAAGACUGAUCAAAUGUUCUUGACAUAUUCCUCACAUUUCCAAUGUCCAAUUGGCGAAUACUUCCAAUAUGGCUUCAAGAAAGAAAUAUGUAUAAAAUGCUUAUUCCUAUUUUACAGGUUUGUGGGAACUAUAGGCAAUUAAGAUUAUGGAAUUUGGCCAAGGUCCUAUGGAAAGGUAUUGGGAAAGCCGGGCAUGAAACUGCCUCUUUUCUCAAAAGUUCUUGCCAUCAAACUUCUCUCCUCUUUUUCCUUUGGCCUAUUCAUUUUUGUUCCAGUCUUGAUUUCCCCUCCUGUUUUUAUGUGACUAUGCUUACAAUGUUUAGUUUGGUUUCCUUAUGGGAAAAAAGAGAAAGCAACUGUAUGCUUGAAGUCUUAUAUUACUAGGCUAUCUUUAGCUGAUGAUAUGCAGUGGAUUUGGAAAGUUAUAAGCCAAUGCAUGCAUGAAUAAUCACUUAUACCACAGGGUCCUGGCAUUCAUUCAAAUGCUAAAUAGGACACAAGGGUCUGAUUUUAAGCCCCUUAUGGAACAGUGUGUUCUACUAUGGAGCAAGGAAAAUCUACCCCGAUAUUUUCUUGCCUGGCUGGAUGUAGCUCCAAUUUUGAUCCACUUUAUCAGGUCCAUUUCGCUAGAUUCUAGCCUGAAUUUGAGAUGCCCCAGACCAAACUAAGGGUGUGAAAUUCAUCAAUGAUGAUCCGAAAUGAUUCCUGAGUGUGGAGUACUUUGGUGUUUAGAAAUGAGUCUAUUUUGGAAAUGUAUUUUGUUUAGAUUUUUGUUUUAAGAACUACACUUGGGUGAGAAAGUGCCCCAACACUAGCUGAGUGCUUUUAAUAGGGAUAUUUGGAAGUGUUAGCUUUGCAGAGUUAAUUAUUUCAGUCUAAGUUUAUAAAGGAAUGUUAUAUAAUUGUUUGGAAUUAUAUUACAUAACUUUGUAGUUUUGUGGGGCUGAUCCCACUAUAAGUUCUUAUUUUUUAAUGUUCUCUUGUUUCAGCAGGUCAGGAAUAUGUAUGGGGAAGAAGGGCUGGAAAGCAGAUGAGUCAGGCCAAAUAUAAGCAAGGACCUAAGCCUCACAGUAGAUUAUAUAUGAACAUAAUCAUUGUGAUCAAUUUUCCAAGGGGAUAUGAUUUUUCUUUGAAUAAAAGAUUUAAGUCUUA